ACAGCAUACUAUUAGAUGAUCCGAAUGACAGUGUGAGGGAUACGAGUCACAGCAUAGGGGAUACAAAUCACAGUGUAUGGGAUAAAAAUCACAGUGUGGGGGAUAAAAAUCAUAGUGCAGGGGAUAAAAAUCACAACAUAGGGUCCCCCUAAUGCCUAACUGCACUGGCGAGAAGCCUACAUGUAAGUCCUGAAUAAAUCGUGUCUCCUGUUCUCUCUCUCCAGGCAGUGAGAUGACAAACAAGGAAGUCAGCAUGGAGGUGAGAGAACAGCACAACACCAUCCACUGGUUCCGCAAGGGCCUCCGUUUCCACGACAACCCCUCCCUCCUGCACGCCCUGCGCACCUCCCAUCACGUGUACCCGGUCUUCGUCAUGGACUUAGAUUUCAUGAAGGACUUCAAGAUCCGCAGCGGAGCCAACCAGUGGAGGUUCGUGAUAGAGUGCCUGCAGGACUUGGACACGCGGCUGCGCGCGUACGGCCUGCGACUGUUCGUGGCUCGCGGGAACGCGGAGGCGUUCUUCGCGGAACAUUUCCGGAAGUGGAACAUCACGCAGCUCACGCACGACGUGGAGACGGAACACUACCACCGUUUCCGUGACGCGGCGGUGAGAAAGAUUGCGGUAGACGAGGGGGUGGAAGUUGUCAACUACGUGGCGCACACACUUUACAACAUCGACAAGAUAAUAGAAUACAACGGGGGCUCGGCACCGCUAACAUACAGGCAGUUCCAAAAGGUCCUGAAAGACUUCGGAGCGCCGCCUCAGGCCAGCGAGACCGCCACAGCGGAGCACUUCGCCAGCUGUUCUGUGCCUCUGGAGGCCUUACGUGACGAGCGGUACAACAUGGUCACACUGGAAGAGCUGGGGAUGAGGUGUGAACACCCCAGCAAGUUUGUCGGAGGGGAAACAGAGGGGCUAAGGAGAGUGGAGAAGCAUCUUCAGAACCAGGGUUGGGUAACCCAGUUCGAGAAGCCGAAGACAGCGCCCACCUCCCUCCUACCCAGCACCACUGGCCUCAGCCCCUACUUCAGCUUCGGCUGCCUCUCCGUACGACACUUCUACCACCGACUGGACAAGAUAUAUGCAAAGGCGAAGAACCAUUCGCUGCCGCCGGUGUCGCUUCAGGGCCAGCUGCUGUGGCGAGAGUUCUUCUACGUGGCGGCGGCGCAGACCCCGAACUUCGUGGUGAUGGCGGGAAACCCGAUCUGCCUCCAGAUCCCGUGGUACGAGAACAGGGAGCAUCUCCGCAGGUGGAGAAAUGCGGAGACAGGCUUCCCCUGGAUAGAUGCCAUCAUGUCCCAGCUACAGAAGGAGGGAUGGGUCCACCACUUGGCACGGCACGCUGUGGCCUGCUUCCUAACCAGAGGGGACCUGUGGAUCUCCUGGGAGGAGGGGCAAAAGGUGUUUGAGGAGCUCCUACUGGACGCAGACUACAGUGUGAACGCUGGGAACUGGAUGUGGCUGUCGGGCAGCGCCUUCUACCACCAGUACACACGCAUCUUCUGUCCCGUUAGGUUCGGCAAACGGACGGAUCCUGAUGGGACCUUCAUCAGAGCGUACCUUCCAGUUCUGAAGGACUUUCCUGCCCAGUACAUCUACGAGCCGUGGAAGGCGCCGCUCGAUGUUCAGGAGGCGGCAGGGUGCAUUGUGGGAAUGGACUACCCCUUCCCGAUGGUAGACCACGAGAUCGUGAGUCAGCAGAAUUUGGAGCUGAUGCGGGAAAUCAGGGAACAACAGCGACAGAUCACGCUACUUACACUGGAUCUCGCUGACCGCCUGACCGCACGUUUGUCCCUUUCGCCUCAGAGUUCUCCAAACGACCCAAGCAUAAAUACACAGAGGGAAGAGACGAUGAGAGCAGCACCAGUACCGAGGGAGGAGGCAGAAAGAGGAAACGCCCCGUCCACCCUGACAACGAUGAUGAGAUCGUGAAGGUGGUGGUCACCAUGGCAUUGUGAGACUCCGGCAAAAUGUCCUGUAUUUUCAUUAUGUGUGAUGGCUUGUGUGAUUGGUCACAUUACUGUAAUCAGGGAAUGAAAUUCACAUGAAAGGAAACUAAAGAAGGUCUGGUUGAAAAACCUAUCACAAAGUCACAUUCACACUCGUAUUUCAUCAGUACAUUGAAAUUUCUGCCCUGUCGGAAUUUGAAAUUAAUGCCUCAAUCAGGUGCCUGAGUCUUGCCUUUGACUGCAUGACGUCACAAGACUGGGAAUUCCUCUCUCCUGCUAAGGAAUAUACUGGAUAGGUUGAGGAGGGGAGCAGAGCUACUUUUACAGGUCAUAUAUAUAGAAAUGCUUCCCUCCUAGCCUUUUCAAUCGAAACUUCCUUUCUUUUAAGUGUGAUGGCUUUAUACAUGCUUCCCUCCUAGCCUUUUCAAU
Messenger RNA from Branchiostoma floridae (Florida lancelet), 2379 nucleotides. Its product is annotated as cryptochrome-1-like. Gene Ontology annotation, molecular function: DNA binding; FAD binding. Gene Ontology annotation, biological process: circadian regulation of gene expression; entrainment of circadian clock by photoperiod. The record is from RefSeq and is a predicted model, not a curated record. Bases 233 to 1933 code for a protein of 566 amino acids. NCBI's taxonomy places the organism in Eukaryota, Metazoa, Chordata, Leptocardii, Amphioxiformes, Branchiostomatidae. Gene Ontology annotation, cellular component: cytoplasm; nucleus. The transcript is spliced from 10 exons.